This is a messenger RNA of Oncorhynchus nerka (sockeye salmon), 2846 nucleotides long. RefSeq names its product coiled-coil domain containing 174 (gene ccdc174). Gene Ontology annotation, cellular component: nucleus. The record is from RefSeq and is a predicted model, not a curated record. NCBI's taxonomy places the organism in Eukaryota, Metazoa, Chordata, Actinopteri, Salmoniformes, Salmonidae.
GGACAUCAGGGAGCAACGUUGACAUGGCACUGGUUUCAUAGAUACAGUAAUCAAACUGUAUUUACUCUACUUUUUUAACCAAACCCUGAGAGGUGUGUUCUCUGUGGAUUGACUUGUCUCUUCUCUGAUCUCUUGCCUCUUCCUCCAUCUCUCACACUGCUAUUUUUCCUCCCUCUUAUUUUACUGUCUGUCCAUGUCAGAGGCCCAUGAGCUGGGUGUGGGCUACUUUACAUUUUCUCAGGACCAGGAGCAGCGCAGGAAGCAUACUCUGGACAUGCUCAGACACCAGACGAGAGACCAGCGCAGUAAGUGGGAGCAGUUGAAGGAGAACAGGAAGGCUCUGCUGAACGCUCAGUUGGCCAAGGUGAGGCAAAGGAAGAUGAAGACUAAGCUGGACGGAACACAGGACGACCAGGGAGCUGGACCCAAACAAGAAGAGGAUGAAGCCCAUGAGGAGGCCCCGGCAGUGAAGAAGUUGGAGGUAGAGAUCCAAGAGAGAAGAGACACCAAGUCAGGAGUACCCCACGUCAGGGAGUGGGACAGGGGCAAAGUGUACUUUUUUGGCAAGUGGACGAGUCGGCGGCAGGAUGAUAGGGAGUCAGAGUUCACUCCUCCCUCUGUGUACUUCAGCGACGAUAAGAGACAGGGCUACGGGAAAUGGGCCAAACGGGAGCAGGACAAACCCAAAAUGGCCUUCAUGUGGUCAGAGGGGCAUGGUGGAGGGCAUACACCCCAGGCCAAGCCCAAAAGUAGUUCGUUACCCCAGCCCCAGUCAAGUACCCCUAUACCCUCUCAACCCACAAUGCUAUUCAUUGACUACAGCUCAGCGUUCAACACCAUAGUACCCUCAAAACUCAUCACUAAGCUAAGGAUCCUGAGACUAAAUACCUACCUCUGUAACUGGAUCCUGGACUUCCUGACGAGUGUAGGUAGCAACACAUCUGCCACGCUGAUCCUCAACACUAGCUCCACAGGGGUGCGUGCUCAGUCCCCUCCUGUACUCCCUGUUCACCCACGACUGCAUGGCCAGGCACGACUCAAACACCAUCAUUAAGUUUGCAGACGACACAUCAGUGGUAGGCCUGAUCAAAGACAACGACGAGACAGCCUAUAGGGAGGAGGUCAGAGACCUGGCCGUGUGGUGCCAGAAUAACAACCUAUCCCUCAACGUAGCCAAGACUAAGGAGAUGAUUGUGGACUACAGGAAAAGGAGGACCGAGCACGCCCCCAUUCUCAUCUACGGGGCUGUAGUGGAGCAGGUUGAGAGCUUCAAGUUCCUUGGUGUCCACAUCAACAACAAACUAGAAUGGUCCAAACAUACUAAGACAGUCGUGAAGAGGGCACGACAAAGCCUAUUCCCCCUCAGGAAACUAAAAAGAUUUGGCACGGGUCCUGAGAUCCUCAAAAGGUUCUACAGCUGCAACAUCAAGAGCAAUUGCCGUACCAGGCAUCAGUACGGCAAUUGCUCGGCCUCUGGCCACAAAGGAACUACAGAGGGUAGUGCGAAUGGCCCAAUACAUCACUGGGGCUAAGCUCCCUGCCAUCCAGGACCUCUACACCAGGCAGUGUCAGAGGAAGGCUCUAAAAAUUGUCAAAGACCCCAGCCACCCCAGUCAUAGACUGUUCUCUCUACUACCUCAUGGCAAGCGGUACCGGAGUGCCAAGUCUCGGACAAAAAGGCUUCUCGACAGUUUUUUUCCCCCAAGCCAUAAGACUCCUGAACAUGUAAUCAAAUGGCUACCCUGACUAUUUGCAUUGUGUGCCCCCCCCCAACCCUCUUUUUACACUGCUGCUACUCUGUUUAUCAUAUAUGCAUAGUCACUUGAAUGUAUAGUUAAUGUACAUACUACCUCAAUUGGGCCGACCAACCAGUGCUCCCACACAUUGGCUAACCAUGCUAUCUGCAUUGUGUCCCGCCACCUGCCAACCCCUCUUUUACGCUACUGCUACUCUCUGUUCAUAUAUGCAUAGUCACUUUAACCAUAUCUACAUGUACAUGGUACCUCAAUCAGCCUGACUAACUGGUGUCUGUAUGUAACCUCGCUACUGUAUACAGCCUGUUUUUUUUACUGUUGUUUUAUUUCUUUACUUACCUGUUGUGUACCCAACACCUUUUUUGCACUAUUGGUUCGAGCCUGUAAGUAUGUUGUAUUCGGCGCACGUGACAAAUAAACUUUGAUUUGAUCCCCUGGUUAGCACCAAAACACUGUCCAACCCCAAAAUGCACCUCCAGCCCCUCAGUGCUCCCCUCAAGCCCCCACCUUAGUACCCUCCCAACAGCCCCAACCCCACCAACAUACCCUCAGUUUGCUUCCCCAUUUCAGUCCCGAUUUGUACCUCCACCCUUUCACCUUCAGUAUCUUCCUCAACUUCAGUAUGCAGCCCCAAACUCAUCCCCAGUGCCCCCCUCAGCCUCAGACCCAGCUCCCUUCCCAGAGCCUGGAUAACAUGCUGUCCUUCAGCAAGAACUCUGCUUGAUACUCACAGACACACCUGUAUUAAACUAACCCAAACACAUAAACAACGUCGAUGGGUGUUAGACUAUAGUGACGUUACCAUGAUCUUUAAACCCCUCAGAGGGCACCAAAGAGAUGGACCCAUUUUCGUAAUCUGAUCUUGGAUUUAGACUGCUGAUCUUGUACAUGUGUGGUGAUUGUGUGUUUUGAGUGACAGGACAAUACAGAGGAUCAGCCACGAUGUAAUAGCUGUUUUCUGGGUAAGUACAGGCAUUGAGACGUCUCUGGAUGCUUGUCAUUAAAUUCAAACAUAUGCAAUUACCUGUGAUCAUUUAAAUGGAUCUAUGGAAUAUACACUGCUCAAAAAAAUAAAGGGAACACUUAACACAA